GUGUUCGUGCACUUGAACAUCGCAUCAACUUAUCUUGGAGGAUUGCAAAUGGACACAAUUUGGCAGCUUGAAGAGAAUAAAUCCUCCUACAUCAAAAACUCCAUAUCACUGAGAGGAUGUAUAGACAGACUCUGAACAAGCUGACCAAAGCCCUGAUUCAAGGCAAACACGAGGAAAAGCAACAUGAUGUUUCAACUAACCUCAAGAGAAGCAGAAAAUAAGCGAACCUGGUUUCCUGACCAAGACCAUCCCCAAGCCCCUGAAAACAAACAAGACCAACAAGCCGUCCUUGAAAAACUGCAAAGUCCUGAAAGCCUUCAAAGCACUAAACAUCUUCAAGAAAAUUAAGAAAUGAAGGCAAUGCAUACAAUUGCAAAUUUGGUGUAAUUAUUAUUUCUCAUAGAGCUGCAGUACUGAAGAGUGGACAAACCGGGGAGCCAGAGUACAAUAAAUGAGUACGGAUUCCUUAUUCCAUCAAACAACGGAUAAAUCUUCUUUAGAAUCAACUAAGCUAAGUUGGACACGUGUUUUAUGGAAACUUAUGCGGUAGGUCUCCAACUAUUUAAAAAUGCCUUCGUCUGCUCUGUUGCCUUAAGGUAAGAUACAAGUCCAUAGAGCUUAACUGCCAAGAUCUCCAUGGAAGCCACAUUUCCCAUUAAUUACCAAAGCCAAAUGGUAGGCCUAUGAAGUAGUCUAUUAUCUAGGUCUCCAUGGCUAUUUUGGCGACGGGAAACACCCACGUGUAGGUCAAUGUGUCCUCACUUUGCAACACAGACUCAAGAAACCAAAACAUCUGGACAUUUUGACAUCCGUGGAUGGGAUGGUUCACUUGAAUGCUUUGUGCAGAAGGACAAGAGUGGACGAAUGUAUUUCUAUUGGAUUGCCAUCAUCAUAUAGGAAUCGUGUUUUCAGAAGGACAUAGGCUAUGGUUUGGACUUGUCAAAUGUGUAGGACAUUUUGCGUUUAUUCCUUACUGAUAGCCAGCUAACAUUGUCAUUAAUGCAAAAUAGGACUUGUUAAUGGUUCAAUGCGAACAUACCAGAUAUCAUAUCCGACGAUGGCUUGUAUUCAACGUGGAUAUACAGUAUAGUGCCCAACAAUGUUGCAACCAUGCCACAGCGUUGUGUAGCCUAUUAUGAUAAUGCUACCUAUAGAAAAAAAAAAACAUUAAUGAACGUCUUGCACUAGCCUAUUCCACCACAAUAGGUCGCUGUGUGACCAUUUUUCCUCCCUCUCUAACGAUGGUCCUGAGUGGACUGCUGAUGAGUUGAUGACAUUCUGGAUGUUAUUCUCCUCUCUCCUUGGCCUGGUCUAGGCCUGUGGCAGAGGCCAAAUGAUGGGCAUAAUGGUCCCUGUUAUUGCAAGCCUUUUAUAAUUUAGUUGUAUGACCAAUUUGAACGUUUCGUAGACUUAUAGCAACAGAUAAUCCUCAUCAAAUAGCAGGGGUUUGGGCGUACUGUGUUUGGGAAAACCCAGCCUAUGUUAAAUUAUUAAAACGUUAAUAGUUUAAAGGCUUCUUGCAGCCCAGGGGUUGGAGAGAGAUGGGCCAUUAGUUCCGCUUCCUUUGACUCUGUAGCGCAGGGGCAUUGGUAGAAUCUCGCUGAAUUGGCAUCUGUAGCCUACGCAAGCAGGGCUGCUGUGUAGUACUAGUAGCCUAGUAGAAGCAGCAGCGAGACGAGGAGGGGAGCAGAGCCGUUGCUGGCGUAUUCAUUGGAUUUGCAAUAGACACACGCGUUGUAAAUCUGGGCGAACGUCGGCGCUUGAACCAGAGGAAUAGUGUGGACCGUUCUGAAAUGGCAGCGGAAUCGACCCGGAGAUUCACGAAGAACCUGCUCAAGCCCGGGAGUGCGGCGGAGAUAAGGCAGACGGCAUCCAAUGCUGUCAGGCAUUCGGCAGUGACGCAGGAGAAACCCAAGCUGAUAGACCCUCUGGACUAUGAGGCUGUGAUCUGUGACCUGGGAGAUGAGCUGAAGGAAGACCCCCUCAGCGAGCUGUUCCUCUUCCCCGACAACGACUUCACGGUGUCCACAGUGCCUCUGGAAAGACGGACACUGCAGUCCACUGUGCCCCAGGGGGCCGAGCUCCAGGCCGAGUGUCUGCUGGUCAGACAGGCCUGCAAGUACUACAACUCCCAACUACAUGUGGUCCAUUACAAAUAUGAUGAGUACGCAGGAGAUUACCGGCUACUUCCCAGGAAGCUGUACAAGGCGGAGAAGUUGCCCUCCCACUCCUUUGAGAUUGACCAUGAGGACGUGGACAAGGAUGAGGACACAACGUCUUUGUCCUCUUCUAAAGGAGGGGGAGGCGGAGGAGGGAUUGGUGUGUUCCGAUCGGGGUGGCUCUAUAAAGGGAACUUCAAUAGCACUGUCAACAACAGCAUCACUGUUCGGUCGUUCAAGAGGAGGUACUUCCAGCUGACGCAGCUGACUGAUAACUCUUACAUCAUGAACUUUUACAAAGAUGAGAAGAUCUCCAAAGAGCCCAAGGGCUGCAUCUUCCUGGACUCGUGUACCGGUGUGGUUCAGAACAACCGUCUGAGGAAACACGCCUUUGAGCUGAAGAUGAACGAGGUGACGUACUUUGUGCUGGCGGCAGAGAGCGAGCAGGACAUGGAGGAGUGGAUCAGUACCUUGACCCGGAUCCUCCAGAUCAGCCCUCACGACGGGCCCGCCCCGCUGACGCAGCUGGACCGCAAGAGUGUAGACCUUACCGACACACGGCAGGACGUGUGUGAUCUGUCUCUAAGCGACGUGUGUUUACCUGAGAAUGAAGAGACGACAGAGAGCGGCAUCAACCCCGAGCUGGCUAAGUAUAUCUCUGAAACUGAGGAGUUGGUCCGAUCAGCCAGAAGAGAAGAGAGGCUCAACCUGUUCUCCCUGGACCCUGACACCCCGGUGUUGAGGAGUCCGCGGGGCGAAUACCCUAGGGGGGAAUGCCACCCAGUCCGUCCAUUCGAGGAGAAGCUGGGGAGGAGACUGAUGAUCGCCUGUCGAUCCCUCAACCUGACGCUGCAGGGCUGCAUCAAUGAGACCGAGACUGGUCCGGUCACCAACAUUGAGCCCUUCUUUGUGACUUUGGCCCUGCUGGAUGUGCGUGAGGGGAGGAAGGUGUCGGCUGACUUCCAUGUUGACCUGAACCACGAGACGGUGCGUCAGAUGCUGGGUGGGGUUGGAUCGGGAGCACCCGGGGCGGGGCAGGAGAAUGGACUGAGCUCCUCUGCAGAGAAGAGACCUGGAGACUGUCACCUCAGCCUGGACCUGGACGACUGGCUCCGCUUCCCCAAACAGGCCAUCUUCUCAGUGACGAAUCCCCACACGGACAUUGUUCUCUUGGUGAGGGUGGAGAAGGUGCUGAUGGGAAAUAUCGCCGCGGGAACAGAGCCGUACAUCAAAAACACAGACUCCAGCAAGACGGUUCAAAAGAUGCUGAAAUCCAACAAGCAGUUCUGCAGUAAACUGGGGAAGUACCACAUGCCAUUUGCCUGGUCCAUCAGGUCUGUGUUUAAGGACAAUCAGGGGACGGUGGACCGGGAGUCUCGCUUCUCGCCCCUCUUCAAACAGGAGAGCAACAAGAUCUCCACCGAAGAUCUCAUCAAGCUGGUGUCGGAAUACAGGAGGGCUGAGAAGACCAGUAAACUGCAGACCAUUCCAGGGAACCUGGACAUCACUGUGGACUAUGUCCCUAUGGAGCAUCCAAACUGUGUGACGUCCUCUUACGUGCCCGUCAAGCCUUUCGAGGACUGCAGCCAGCACCCGGCCACCGUGGAGGUGGAGGAGUUUGUCCAGGACUCCACCAAGUUCACCCAGCCACACCGCGUCUACAAGAACCACGUCUACGUCUACCCCCGGCAUCUCAAAUACGACAGCCAGAAGAGCUUCGCCAAGGCUCGUAACCUUGCAGUCUAUGUGGAGUUUCGAAGUUCGGACGAGGAAGUUGCCAAACCUUUGAAGUGCAUAUACGGCAAGCCUGGGGGCCCAGUUUACACCACAGCAGCCUGUUCCAUAGUCCUUCACCACUCCCAGAACCCAGACUUCUAUGAUGAGGUGAAGAUUGAGUUGCCCACCCAGCUCCACGAGAAGCACCAUCUACUCUUCUCCUUCUACCAUGUGACCUGUGACAUCAACGCCAAGACCAACUCCAAGAAGAAGGAGGCCCUGGAGACACCAGUGGGCUACUCGUGGCUGCCUCUGCUCAGAGAGGGUCGCCUGGCCUCACAGGAGUUCAACAUCCCUGUGUCCUGUAGCCUGCCCCCUGGAUACCUGCUCGUCAAAGAACCCGGAUCUACUAAGAACGGCUCGGAUCUGAAGUGGGUCGACGGAGGUAAGCCCAUAUUCAAGGUCUCCACCAACGUCCUCUCCACAGUCUACACCCAGGAGCCCCACCUGAAUCGCUUCUUCCAGCAGUGCCAAAAACGUGAGACGGACCUCUCCCAAUCACCUACCUCAAACUUCCUCAACUGCCUGAAGGGCUUACUGAGCAUUGAGAAGAUUCCGGUGAUAAUUCGUUUCCUGCCGGUGCUCUUCAACCAGCUGUUCAAGGUCCUCACCCAGAACGACAAUGACGAAGUCACCACCACCACCACCAGGGUGCUGGUCAACAUCGUUGCUAAGUGUCAUGAAGAAAACCUAGACCACUACCUGCACUCCUACAUAAAGUUUGUGUUCAAGGCGGAGUCGCACGGCUUCCGGACGGUCCACGAGGAGCUGGCCAAGGGCAUGACCUCUGACCUGAAGAGCAACGAGCAGCCGGCCGUCAGGAACAUCCUCAGGUUUUCCUGGUUCUUCUUCGAGCUCAUUGUCAAGUCCAUGGCCCAGCAUCUAGUGGACUCAGACAAUGUCAAGCUCCCUCGACCACAGAGGUUCCCUUCAACCUACCUGAGUCGUCUGGAGAGCCUAGUCAUGACCGUGUCCGACCACAUCUUCUGGAAGAACAAGGAGCUGGCAGAGGAGACCCGCAGUGCCAACCUGGCCGUGGCAGCCUUUGUCAAGCGUUGCUUCACCCUCAUGGACCGAGGGUUCACCUUCAAGCUGAUCAGCAACUAUGUCAACAUGAUCACAGCCACUGACAACAAGGUGCUGUGUGAGUUCAAGUUUGAGUUCCUGCGAGAGGUGUGCAACCACGAGCACUACAUCCCUCUCAGUCUGCCCCUCCCCUCUGCACGCAUCACAGACAAUGCAUCACAAGAAACGCAAAGUGCUCAGGUGGAUGUGCCAGAGUACAGCCUGACGGGCGAGUUCUGCCGGAAGCACUUCCUGACGGGCUUGUUGCUACGGGAGCUGGGCCUGGCGUUGCAGGAUGAGCAGGACCUGCGCCACCUGGCCCUCGCCUGCCUCAAGAACCUGAUGGCCAAGCAUUCGCUGGAUGCCCGCUACGCCAUGAAGGAUAAGCAGGCGAGGAUAGCGUCCCUCUACCUGCCUCUGUACGGCCUCAUCCUGGACAACAUGCCUCGCUUCUUCCUCCGAGACCUCUUCCCCAUCUACUUCACCUCCAGUGACCAAGGUUCAAGAGAUGACCUGAGUGUGGGAGGGGGUGUGGCAGGUCCUGUGGCUCACGUCAUUCGCCAUGGCAACUCGGUGGAUGCCUCCUUUUCCAAAGAAGUGCUCAACUCCAUCACAGCCUUUUCCUCCCUGGCUGUUUCUACGGGUAACCAUGCCGACUCGCGGGGUUCUCUGAUUAGCAUAGAGUCCAACCCCAGCGACAGGAACAGCGAGAAGAUGGACGGAUGUGAAAAGUUUGCCCGGCCUCAGUCUCUGAUAGGCUUUGGAUCUCGCAUUGACAAGCUGGACCAGGCCGAGACGCGCAGUCUGCUCAUGUGUUUCCUCCACAUCAUGAAGACCAUAUCUGAGCACGUGAUGGUUUCCUAUUGGCACCGAGCCAUACACCAGGAGAUCUCCGACUUCUUCAACCUCCUGGAGCUGUGUCUCCAGCACUUCAGAUUCCUGGGGAAGCGUCACAUAGCCAGGAAGCUAGCAGCCGCGGUAAAGCUGGCCCAGGCCACCCAGAACAAUGGCACCCUGAAGGGCUCUAACCAUUCCACCCAGUCCUCCUCAGGCCUGCUCCCUCAAUGGAUGCUGUCAGGACAGGACGGCCAUCGGCACGCACGCUCCCAGACCAUGCCCAUCAUCCGGGCCAAGAACGCCCUGACCAACCCCAAGCUGCUGCAGAUGAUGGAGACGGAUGGGAACAUCCCAGAGGGGGACCACCUGAGCCCGACGGACAUCGAGGCCAAUCUGUCCACCGAGGUGGCCCUCAUCGUGCUGGAUGUUCUGGGCCUCUUUGUCCAUCACCACAAGAAACAGUUACUGCAGGAUGAGGGUCAGAACCUGCUGAUGAAGAAGGUGUUCGACACCUUCCUCCUGUUCUUCCAGAUCAAUCAGUCCACCAGCACCCUGAGACAUGUCUUCGCUGCCCUGCGCCUCUUCAUACAGAAGUUCCCCUCUGCGUUCUUCCAGGGUAAAGCGGACCUGUGUGGCUGCCUGUGCUACGAGAUCCUGAAGUGUUGUAACCACCGCUCCAGCUCCACCCAGACUGAGGCCUCCGCACUCCUCUACUUCUUCAUGAGGAAAAACUUUGAGUUCACCAAGGGAAAGUCCAUCGUCCGCUCCCACCUACAGUUGAUCAAGGCAGUGAGUCAGCUGAUAGCGGAUGCUGGCAUCGGGGGCUCACGCUUCCAACAGUCGUUGGCCAUCAUCAAUAACUUUGCCAACGGAGAUGCUCCUCUCAAGAACACACCGUUCCCUGCCGAGGUGAAAGACUUGACCAAGCGGAUCCGCACGGUGUUGAUGGCCACGUCCCAGAUGAAGGAGCACGAGAAGGACCCGGAGAUGUUGGUGGACCUGCAGUACAGCCUGGCCAACUCCUACGCCAGCACCCCCGAGCUCCGGCGCACCUGGCUGGAGAGCAUGGCCAAGAUACACGUCCGCAACGGAGACCUCUCCGAGGCGGCCAUGUGUUACAUCCACAUCUCAGCCCUGAUCGCUGAGUCCCUCAAGAGGAGAGGCUACUGGAAACCAGACAAGGCCAGGAUGUCAAGUGUGGUUCCUGAGGAGCCCAAUGUCAUUAACUGUAGCCCCUUACUAACCCCCCGAGAUGGAGAAACGUCGUUCUCCAUGGGCUGGGCGGCCUUCCUGUGCAUCUCACCGAACGUGAAGGAAGAGGGGGCCAUGAAAGAGGACACAGGGACUCAAGAUACCCCCUACACUGAGGAUACUCUAGUGGAGCAGCUGGAGCUGUGUGUGGACUACCUGUGGAAGUCUGAGAGGCACGAGCUCAUCGCCGAUAUCAACAAGCCCGUCAUUGCCGUCUUUGAAAAGAGGCGAGAUUUCAAGAGGCUAUCGGAGCUGUACUACGACAUCCACCGCUCCUACCUGAAGGUGACAGAGGUCGUGAACUCUGAGAAGCGUCUGUUUGGCCGAUACUACCGCGUGGCGUUCUAUGGACUGGGUUUCUUUGAGGAAGAGGAGAGUAAAGAGUUCAUCUAUAAGGAGCCCAAGUUGACAGGACUGUCCGAGAUCUCCCAGAGGCUCCUCAAACUCUACUCGGACAAGUUUGGGGCCGACAACGUCAAGAUGAUCCAGGACUCCAACAAGGUAAAUCCUAAAGACCUGGACUCCAAGUACGCCUACAUCCAGGUGACCUACGUAGUGCCCUACUUUGACAACAAGGAGCAGCAGGAGAAGAAGACUGACUUCGAGCGACAUCACAACAUCAAUCGCUUCGUGUUCGAGACGCCUUUCACUCUGACGGGGAAGAAACAUGGCGACGUGGAGGAACAGUGCAAGAGACGCACCAUACUAACCACGAAUUCCACCUUCCCCUACCUGAAAAAGCGUAUCCAGGUGGUGGAGCAGCAGAGCACGGAGAUGAACCCCAUCGAGGUGGCCAUCGACGAGAUGUCCUGCAAAGUGUCGGAGCUCAACCAGCUGUGUGCCAUGGCAGAGGUGGACAUGAUCCGGCUGCAGCUCAAACUACAGGGUAGCGUCAGCGUCAAGGUGAAUGCAGGGCCCAUGGCCUAUGCCCGAGCCUUCCUGGAAGAGAAAAAUGCCAAGAAAUACCCUGACAACCAAGUCAAAUUGCUCAAGGAGAUUUUCAGGCAGUUUGCGGAGGCGUGUGGCCAGGCGCUGGACGUCAACGAGCGGCUGAUCAAGGAGGACCAGCUGGAGUACCAGGAGGAGAUGAGGGCCCACUACAGGGACAUGCUCACCGAGCUCUCCACUGUCAUGAACGAGCAGAUCCCUCACACAAGACCACCAGGAACAGAACAACACAGUGCCUUCUGAGCAGCCAGUAGGUAUGUUGGAAUCUGCCAAUGCCCAGGAGGACAUGUUUCUCCAAAAUGGCUCCUGAUGACAGACGUCGUUCUCCCUCCUGCCAGGAAUUAUACAGGAAGGAGAGCGGGGGACUGGAACUGUGACUUUAUGGGACCUGGAAAAAAGGGAAUUGGAUGGGGAAGUCCAGAAGUCUGUAGACUUUGAUCAUGGUAGUCUGAAGUUGUAUGGUGUCCAGUCCUGGUGAUGAUGAUGAUGAUGUCCAGUAGACCAGGCUGCUGUACUGUUACUUUGUUUUGUUUUUAAGGCUCAAUCCAUGUUUUCACUCCCCUGCCAACCGUCUCAUCUCCUUACUCUGUACACAUGCACACACAGACAACACACGCCUUCUCUCCCCAGCACCAUCCCUUUAGAAAAUGGUGACCUUAAUGAGCUCGAGUUCAACAGAGCAAACGUUUGGUUGUAAAUUCUGGCCACAACCAUGUCGAUCAUAAUUUGUCCAUAUUCUGUUGGUUAUCUUUAUGCCGCAAAUGUUUGUCACCUGUGUGGUUAGCAAUUCCAAAAGGUAUUGUAAAAUGACAGUUCAAGGAAUUCUAUAAAGGAAAUUAGGGCCACAUUCAGUAGUCAAACAUUGUUGAUGUUGCAGAUAGAAAUAGCAUGAACACAGCCAACAUGAUUACUUAUUCUAUACGGCAGAGAGACAUGUUUGUUCCACAUCAUUUAUUUCUGUCAGAAUGUUCCACAUCGUGGUGUCCUGCUGAACAGAUUGACAUGUAGCCUAAUUCUUAUUUGAUUGAACACACCUCUAGUUCCUGUUUGAAUGUACAGCAACUCCCAAUAGCUACUUUGUAUCCUAACAUUCUGGAAUUCCCAGCUCACAAAUUUUCAAAUGGAAAGUUUGUUUUAUAACAUUUUUAUUAUUGAUAAUGUUGUUAUUAUUUACUGUACUGUUUUAAAUUGUAAAUAAGAAUUAAUAUUUAAAAAGAUAUAUGAUUUUUUGUUUGGCUAAAUAAAAAAAAGAAUGAACAAAAGAA
Oncorhynchus kisutch (coho salmon) is the source of this 9301-nucleotide messenger RNA. RefSeq names its product dedicator of cytokinesis 10 (gene dock10). Gene Ontology annotation, molecular function: guanyl-nucleotide exchange factor activity. Gene Ontology annotation, biological process: regulation of cell migration; small GTPase-mediated signal transduction; dendritic spine morphogenesis. The record is from RefSeq and is a predicted model, not a curated record. Lineage: Eukaryota; Metazoa; Chordata; Actinopteri; Salmoniformes; Salmonidae. Bases 1794 to 8279 code for a protein of 2161 amino acids. The transcript is spliced from 59 exons.